Ciona intestinalis (vase tunicate) is the source of this 1368-nucleotide messenger RNA. NCBI's taxonomy places the organism in Eukaryota, Metazoa, Chordata, Ascidiacea, Phlebobranchia, Cionidae. The record is from RefSeq and is a predicted model, not a curated record.
AUGAAAGGCCAUGCGAGUAAAUCGUUUAAACCGAACGAAGUCAACAGAUCGACAACUCCGUCCGGAUCAGUUUCUUUUUUUAUCCCACAAGAGAGGCAAAGGUCUGCUGCAUACAGAUCAAUCAUGGGAGCGAAGAGCGAAGGGGCGCUUAACGAGACCAAAACUAGAGAAGAGAUAACGCGAGAGAAAUUGGCAACUGACAGUUCACCUGAUACGUCCGAGUUUGAAACCGCUUCAGAGAUUUCUAAUCCAGAACCGUGCACAUCAGGAGUGCAAAAGCUAAAUGACGGAACCUCAAUAACUGAGAUAAAAGCCGAUGAUGUGACACCUCUUUCUCCAAGUUUAAGCCGAGAAUUUCCAACAAACGUUGAAACCGAAGUCAAUGUAAAGAAUAAUGAUCCAUCGACAUUAGAAAAUCCUCCCACAAGCCCCAUUGAAGACUCAGAACUGCCGAAAUCGUACACUGAUUAUGAAGACGAUUUCGAGAGCUGUAGCGACUCGGACGACGAGGUUCAGGCAAAUCCUCGUACACCUGCGUGUUGGGGAGUUCUGAGUCGAAGCAAUGUUAUGUGCUAUGAUGAAUGGAGACAAAGGUGCGACCACGCAAACCGAUAUUACGGAUGUGGGCCACAGCUUGGGGAAUACGAAGUCGAUUAUUCGCUUCGUAUACACAGAAUGAAAUGCCAAUAUUUCUCAGCGUUUUAUCCACUGUUGGAAAAACGACUGAAAUUCGUCGGGGGAGCGUUUUCGAACACUUGCUCUCCCAUCCAGGAAGACGAUUUUCCCGAAGAGGACGAAGAUGAGGACAAGGAUUCAACAAAGUCCUCCAGUCCUCUUCCCAUCUCUCCCCCACUGCUGCCUCCCAAGCGCAAAAAGCUCCGGAAAAUUACCCCACAGCGCAAAGCCACAUCAGAUCCGGGUCCAUACAUCGAGUCAGACGAGAGUGACACCGACAGUUACGACUUCUCUCUCGUUGCACAGAAAGCCACCACCCCUCCACCGUCACCAUCUCCCCACUUCGUUUUCCUUCCGCGUCGCUGCGGCAAAGUCAGCCCCAUGCCACACUGCAGCAAAACUGAAGUCAUCGUCGUGGUAACGUCUUCUUAUGAAGACGAUGAUCACGAUGACCACGAUGACGCACAAAACAAUGGAUGCGGAUGCUGCCAUCUUUUACGAAAGAUGGGCAAGAGGAUCAAAAAACUAUUUAAAUGACUUUAUUUUACCUAUAUACUGUAUACUAUAUUGCGCUUUUAUAAAGGGGCGUUUACAUUGCAUAGCACGAAGUGCAAUAUUAAUUGUAGAGUAAUCUAAGCGCCCCUUUAAAUGUCUAACUUAUAAAAAUUUAUAAAAAUAAAAACUAUCCCUAUC